This is a messenger RNA of Anopheles bellator, 7452 nucleotides long. RefSeq names its product mucin-2. The record is from RefSeq and is a predicted model, not a curated record. NCBI's taxonomy places the organism in Eukaryota, Metazoa, Arthropoda, Insecta, Diptera, Culicidae. The transcript has 6 exons. The coding region runs from base 1 to 7452 and encodes 2483 amino acids. Gene Ontology annotation, molecular function: protein binding.
AUGAUAAUAAGGAGCUCGAGCCGGUUCGGGCUCAACCAACCGACGGCACACAAAAUGAUGACGAAUCUUGUUCUGGCGCUGGCCGUACUCCUGAUAGUACCGGCUGCCACCGGAGCCCCAAUGUACGAGAGUGAUCAGACCGAGCUGGAAACGUACGGUGAGUCGACGGGAUGCUACUACAACUACAACCACUACGGCGAGGGUGACCGGAUCAUGACGAACGAGCCGUGCCUGAACUGUACCUGCCACGACCGCAUGCUGAUGUGCUACCUGCGCGUCUGCCCGUUCACCAAGGCGAUCGGGCAGGACUGCACGGUGGAGAAGCGCGAGGACCAGUGCUGCCCGGUGAUCACGUGCCCGGAGGUGGAGGUGCAGCUGGUGCAGCACCAGACCACGGCCAGCCCGUCGACGGCGCUCGGUGCGGCCGGGACGACCCAGGUCGGGCCACUCGACCAGUACGGCUGCUCCAUCCACGGACGCUACUACCCGGAGGGUGCCCAGGUCCCGUCGAACCCGCAGAAGCCGUGCGAGCUGUGCUACUGUAUUCGCAACAUGACGACGUGCGUGAUGCAGGAGUGCACGCUCCACAUCGAUGGGUGCGAGCCGAUCUACAACAAGGGUGUCUGCUGCCCCGUACGCUACGACUGCGAUCGCGACAAGGACACGGCUCCCAUGCUGCUGGACGACGACGAUGAGGGCACGACCACAACGGUACGCCCGACGCCUGGCUUCAUCCUGACGACUACACUGUCACCGACCGACGACUCGAGCGAUUGUGCCCACAACGGUGAGACGUACGCCGAGGGUGCGCUCAUCAUGACGGACCAACCGUGCGAACACUGCUACUGCAUGCGCGGCAAGAUCGUGUGCGCGGUCCAGGAGUGUGGCACGCCACUGGAGAACGAGAACAAGAACUGUACCGCGGUGCCACCAGCCCCUGGCCAGUGCUGCCCGGAGAAGUACGUGUGCGAUGCUGGUGACCUGAGCCAAGGCACGUCAGCAGCUCCCACAGCGGACGACUCCGAAGAGAAAGAGCGAACCACGGUGAAGAUCCCAUCGGUAGACGACCUGGCGGAGGAACCGGAGGUGGAUCAAGACGAGCAGCAGCAGCAGCACGUUCCCGCUCACGACACCACAGCUGGUGGUGAGUCGAGCGAGGAAUCGGAGGAAGAAUCCGAGCUGGUCGGUAAACCGGUGGACCAUCUGACAACGCCAGUACCACCGGCGACGGGCGCACUGGACGAGCGACUGGGCGAGGAUGGAGCGGAACCGACAGUCCCUGAUACCGACCGAGAUGGCGAGCCGGGAGCGGAACAGGAUCAUGUGGCUGGUCACGAGGCGGCUGGCCACACCGAGCCGUCGGUAGCCAUGGCACAGCCCACGACACCAGAGCACGGCACGGAUCUUCCGGUGACUUCCGGCGGCACCACGCUGCUGGCAGCCGAGCAGACGGACGAGGAGACGGAGCUCACCACACCACAAACCCACCACGAUGCCGUCGACCACGACGAAGAGCCCGAGAGUGAAGAGCUGACCGAAGAAGAGUUGGACCAAGCGCAGCCUGCCACAACCGCUGCUCCCCCAGGUGAAGAGCUGGAUCAGGACCAGAAGCUAGAAUCGGAACCGGAACACUCCACUCAGGGAGCGGAACCGAAAGCUACCACGGUGGCCGCUGACGACGUGCACGAGGAAGAGGGCGAGACGACUGAGACGACGGUUCGCCCGCACGUUCCGGUGGCGUUCGAUGAGACGGAGAACGAAAUCGAUGACCUCCAGCACGACACGAAGGCGGAGGUGACCACGGUGAAGAACGUGGAGCAUGAGGAUGAGCAGCCGGUGGCCGAGUCGAGUACGGAAGGCCGCAAGGAGGCGAUGCAUAAGGCCGACGACCAGCAGCAGGAGCCGGAGGAGCCACAGGAGCCGGAGGAGCCCUCGGUCGAACAGGACUUCGUGGAGCUGCCACCGGCCACGGUCGCCACGGAGCUGCCGGCCCCGGUUUCCGACCCGAGCCAGCCCGAGACCCCCGCCCCAGAGCUACCGUCGGACGAGAUCGUGACGGGGGUACCGCUCGAGUUCGAUUCCCACGUGCUGGGCUCCUCGACAGUGGCUGUACCGGAGAUGACCACCACCACGACCACCCGGACACCGGAGUUCGGUGACCGGAAGGCGGACGAUGGAGCCCCCGGUCCUCACAUCGACCUGGACGAGCCGGUCGAAAUGAACACCGUGAUCCCGCUGGACCCGCUGGACCAGGAUCAGGUCGGCGACGAGCAGCAACACCACGUACCGGAGCUGGAUGAAGCACAGGAGCACGAUGAAGUGGCGCCAGACGCGGCCCAAUUCCCGGAGGCGAUCCCCGGCGAGGGCCACUGUCUGCUCGACGGGACGACGUACGCGAACGGGGAGGCGGUGCCGGCCAGUGGCAAGUGUCAGGCGACGUGCCGCUGCACCAACAGCAUCGUCCAGUGCGAGAUGAUCCAAUGUGAAGGCCCACCCAGCCCGGACUGCACGCCCAAGUCGGUGCCAUCGGACGAGUGUUGCCCCGCGUACAGCUGUCCGCAGUCCCUGGCCACUAGCUCCAGCACGAGCCCACCACGUGAGCUGGAGUCAACCGAGGUGUCGACGAGCGCGGCCAGUGACAGCGACGAGUCGACGUCGACGGUUUCGGCGAGUGCCUCCACGGAAACCUCCGGAACCCGGGACACGGAUGAAGAGGCGGAUGACGACAGCGGUACGGGAGAGGAGCCCGAGAGCGAUUCGGCCGACUGGGACGUCGACGAGGAUGCCCUGAAGCCGGUACACCCGGAGCCACCGGUGUACGAUCCGAUGCAGAUCAACUUCUUCGCCGGAAACCGCCCAACGACGGCCCAGUACGAUGACGAGAUCGUGCUUAGCACGGCCAGCCCGGCACCGGGCACUGUUCAGCCGGUCCCGACCACGACCACUGCCACGUCCACAACAGCGAAGGAAGCUCCCACGACCCAGACGCCGACCCCGACGACGACGGCUGAUGAAGACGAAGCCGAAGAGGAGGAAGUAGUAGCCACGGCCGUCCCGGAACCACAAGUACCUGAUCGGGUCCAGACGGAGGAGGCCUCGACGGCGGCCCCAGUGGAGACAGUGGAAGUUGCGGACGAUGAGCACCCCAGCACGACCGAGCGGAAACCGUUGGCCCCGGAGGAGGAGCAGGAGCAGGAGGAGCUGCUGGAGGAGGAGGUGGCUGCGGUGAGCACCGUGAAGCCGCUGAAGGUCGCUGCCGACGAGGAAGAGGAUGAAGAAGUGGCCCAGCCCAGCACGACGGUCACACCGCUCGGACAGGAUCCGGUCACCCAGACGGAAGCCAGCGAGUCGCCAAGGCCAACACCGGUCGAUCGUAUCGCCCCCGUGCAGCGCGACCCGGUGCCGGCUGCGACCGAUCGUCCCACCGAGCUGGAAGAACCGGAGGAUCACCCGAGCACGACCGCCCGACCGCUGGAGAUCGUCCCGACGACACUACUGGUGGUCGAACGUGAGGGAGAGGAGGAAGAGGAGGAAGAGGAGCAACCGGAGCAACCGCACAGUGACCUGACGCCGACCACGGUCCAGGUCCAGGAGGUGCCGAACCCAACGACGACGGCGCCCUUCGAGCCAGUGGACCAAAAUCAGAGCACGACUCCUACGUCCCCAGACAUGAUCCCAACUACGACUCACGCGGUCGAGCGGGUCGAGGAGCACCAGACUACGGUGUCGGGUGCGGUGCAGGAACUCCCCCACGUCCCGACUACGACUGCUACGAUGGAGGAGCCAGAGGCACCUGCCACACCUGUCUCCAGCGCCGGCAAGGACACGGACGUGGAAGAGCCAACCACUGCUGGAGUUGGAGCUGAAGAUCUGGAACGUGUACCGGAAACGACGGCCAGGGUGACGGAGAUUGGAGUCACGGAUCAGGAGCAGCAGGUGCAGACCUCGACUCCGGAACCGACAGCUGGGGAGUCCGAGCCGAUUCACACGCCGACCGAGCUGGUGAUGGUCUCCACGGAUGCAACGACCGACCAGGACGACGGCCCGGUAACUGAGGGGCCAGCGGCACCAUCGAAGGAGGAGCAACUCGCAGUUGACAGUGCCGCGACCCCCACGACGACCCCAGGCCAGGCAGGCCAGUCACCGACAACGAGCCCGGUGGACGAGCAGGUGACGGAGCGGACCGACUCGACGACGGUCGUCAGCCACGACGACUCCAUCGUGUUCCGUGUGGAUGACGAGGGUGACAAGGACGCCAAGCCGAUCGUGCGGCCGAUCGUGCCGGUCGACAAGCAGGAGGACCAGGAGCAGCAGCCAGUGUCCGAAUCGGACGAGGACAACCUGAUCAACGCGUUCAACUCGGUCGUCGCGGAGCAUGACGACACCAUCCACUUCCCGGUCGACGACGACGACGAAGACGAGGACGUCUUCGGUGCGUCGAAGCCCGAGGUACCGGCCGAGGUACCGCGGGAGCCGGUCCCACUCGAAUCGGACGACCAGAUCAAGCACCGGGACGAGCUGGCCACUACUACCGCCUCCUCGACCGAGCGGCAGACGACGGUGCGACCGGUGGCUGAAGCCGAGGACGAUGACGUGUCCAGCAACGAGAUCGACUCGGACGUACCACAGAAGGUCGUCCAUCCGACGGCGAAACCCGUAGACAAACCGGUGGACGUGGAGGCCCCGCCGGCGGUGUACGACGAGAUCGAGGAGACGGAACAGGAGGAAGCCGACGAGCAGCAGCAGCAGCACGUAUCACCGAGCCCAACUACCACCGUGAGGCCCGAUGUUGUGGCGUCGGAAGAUACGGAGACCACCACCACAGGCACCACAGGCAGCACAGGAACCACUGGUACCUCGACCGUCAAAGACGCUGAGCCGGAGGAGGGUGACGAUCAGGAGCGAGACGCAACACCGAGCAGUGGAGUGGACGAGCUGCCAACAACGCCAGCCACGGUUCUCGUGCAGAAACAGGACGAUGCCGCUCAGGAACUACCGGAGGAGGUCAGCCCUGCCCCGAAACCGACGCUGACACCGGACGUAGUAGCGGACAAGGUGGACGACGAGGACGACGACGGUGGGCAGCGACCGGAGGCGGAGCAACCCACAACGACGGCAACGGACUCGGUCCCAGAAGAGCACGCACAGACCUCGGCGGCUCGCCCAGAUGAAACGGAGACGGAGAAACCACACGGACCACUGACAGCUGUCAGUACGCUGUCACCGCUCGCUACGGACGAGGACAUGGGACCAACAACGCCAGCUCACGACGCCAGUCCGGACGAUGACGAGGAACCGGACCGGGACUUUGUGACGAAGCAGACCCCGGAGAUCGAGACCAAGGACCAGGAACCGUCCACAACAACAGCCGUGCACCAUGAGGAUGAGGAGGAGCAACCGGGUACCACACCGCGACCGGCACUCGAGGACGACGGUCUGUCGGAGGAGGAACAACCCGAACUGGAACCUCACCACCAGCUGCCAACUACCAGCGCACCCCAGCCAGACCAGGAUGAGGAGGAAGCGACCAGACCGGAGAAGGGAGCUGAAGAGCAGCCCGAGCACGACGACCAGGAGGAGGAGGCUGAAAGGGCGACGACGAGCAGUGUGACGCCGACACCUGCGACGUCCUCUGCAGAGCCGGAGCUGGAUGCUGGCGCCGAAGGCAUCGUCGAGCGGGUGAAAGAGGACGAGGAACCGGCACCGGCACCGGUGCCAACGAGCACGGAGGCCGCGGACCAAGAUCUGGACUCGGACCUGGAAGUCCCGACCAAAGCAGGCCCGACGGAAGAUGCAACGACGACGGUAGUGCCGGACGACACGGAGGAGCUGCACGCCCCGGUAACGGACGGUCCCGAGAAUGCUGGCACCAGCCCGCCGAAGAAGUUGGAGAAGCCGGACCAGAGCGAAGAGGCCGAGUUGACUGGGGGACACGAGGACGGCGGGCAGCAGGAAGAUCGGGUGUCGCCACCGACGACCCCCGCCGCAGCAGUGGACCAGCACCACGGCCAGGACGAAGACAGCGAAGACGAGGGCGAGUUGGUGGAGCAUGUCCCGCAAACGGACCCGCUCGGUGACUCCUCGUCUGAGGAGGACCAGGAGCAGGAGGGAGAGGAGGCGUCCACGAGCGCGACACCAGCGAAGAGCGGCGUGGAAGUGGAACCAGCGGUCGUUAGCGUCACCCAGCCAGAAACCCCGGACCUGGUGACGUCAUCAGAGAUGGAGCCGGUGGACGUGGAGAGUGGCGGCGCCGCAGCCACUACGACGGUGUUGCCCUCGGAGUCCUUGGAAACCUCGGAACCCUCGGCCCCUGCCCAUGUGACCCACGCCCCGCCUACGCCAGCGGAGAUCGACACCUCGGACGCUGACUCGGCCGACGCCACGACUACAGCGACGAGACUUGGAGGCGAACCGGAAACCCCCAGCACGACGGCCGUGGCGCUGGAAGGUGACGAUGGUGACGAUGGAGCUACGACGACUACGGUCAGCCCGACGAGUUCAUCCCCUGCCCCAGCCGUCCCGGUCGCUCCCCAUCAUCUUGAUGACGUAGAACCGAUGACCACUGUCGCACCGCCACCAACGACAACGACGACGACCGUCAGCCACCCGAAGGAGGAGUCUCCAGUGCAGCCUUCAUCCAGCACCACCCCCGAGGCGGACGAUGACGCAGAGGAGGACGCAGCGGAGGACGCUGACGUGCAGCAGAAGUUGCCGACACCCGACUCCAGCUCGACCCUGGCACCGCCCAGUCUCCCGGAACACGAGGAGCAACCCUCGGUGGGAGGAUCGGCUCAGGAGCAGGAAACGGUCGGCCCGUCGUACGGGGCGCCCGGUCAGCACUACGACACCGGGUACGGCCACAUGCCACCCCACUACCCGCCCUCCUCGUACGAGGAUGACUACGGCGAGGAGGAGGACCCGGCCGCCUUCGGUCCCGGCACCUGCCGGUACGGCGGCAAGCUGUACGUUUCGGCGCAGCAGAUCCCGCGGGACGAUCCGUGCGACUUUUGCUUCUGCUUCCGCAGUGACAUCAUCUGCCUGCAGCAGUCCUGCCCGCCGCCCAUCACCGGCUGCAACGAGGAACCGAUCGCCGGGUUCUGCUGCCCGCGCUACGAGUGUCCCGUCUCGAUGGCGACCGUCCUGAACGUGACGACCAGCACCACCACCACCACCACGACGCUGCCGCCCCACUUCCUCGCCCAUGCCUACAAGGGGGCGGGGGGUGGUGGGGCCGGCGGUGCCGGAGGCACUGGGGCCGGACCGGUCCAGAAGCGGGGCUGUCAGAUCGCUGGGAAGGCGUACGGAGUCGGUGAACCGGUCGCGUCCGCCUCCGGGCCCUGCAUGCGCUGCACGUGUGGCGGCGAUGGACAGAUGCAGUGCGAACCGAAGGCCUGCAGCCCGGAGCCGAUGCUGAAGCAGAUGAUCGCGGUGGCGGCGGCCCGGAAGAGAUGA